AUGGAGAAGGUGAACAUCGAGCCAUGUGUGAAGAUGGACACCCAAACCCUUGAUCUUCUCAAGAUAAGAGAUGAUGUCACAUGGUACAUAAGGAAGCUAGGCUUGAGCAAGCUCUUCAAGCUAGAAUGUAGUGAGUACUCACAACUCACCAAGGAGUUCCUCUCCACAGUAGCUCUUGCCUUUCCCAACCACAAUGGAGACCAACCAGCUGCACAUGACUUCAAGGAGAACUCAAAGAGGAAACAAGCUGCCUUUGCUGAUUGGACACACUUUGCCAAUGAACCAUUCUUGCCUUCAAGGUCAAAGGUGUCUAGAAUCACUCAUCCAGCCAUUCGCUAUGUGCACCGCCUCAUCUCCACCACUUUCCAAUGCAAACAAGAAGCCAACAAGGUCACAACUGAUGAGUUCUACAUCCUCACCACACCAUUCAUCAAGCAUGAGUACAAGGCCAACCUUGGACUUUUACUUGCCAAGACAUUCAUCAAUGUGAGGAAGCUAGCUAAAGACUUGGAAGGCAACAAGAAGCUUUGUGUUCGUUUUGGGAGGCUUAUCACGGCCAUAGUACUGCAUGUGGGGAUUGACAUUCCCAACUAUGAGCCACUACCCAAGCCAACCCCUUUGGAUCUCCAUGCUCUUCAGCACAUCCACUUCCUAAACCGUUGGACUAAAGACCCAACUCGGUUUUGCUAUGAGUUUCCAAUUGGUCCAGCCAACACUUCCCUUGUCUUGCUGCCACAUGAGACAUCCCAAGCCUACGCUCAGGAGUUGUCACUUUCCAGCCCAAUGAGGAAGAGUUCUAUGUUCCAUCAAGUGAGAAACCAUCAUUCCCCAUGCUCACCUAUCGCACACUUCAGCAUGCAGUCAAGACUCAACGCCGCAUCCAAGAACGCCAUGUUCUCACUACUGGCAUGGC
This is a messenger RNA of Microthlaspi erraticum, 913 nucleotides long. The record is from the annotation of a GenBank genome assembly. NCBI's taxonomy places the organism in Eukaryota, Viridiplantae, Streptophyta, Magnoliopsida, Brassicales, Brassicaceae.